Abrus precatorius (Indian licorice) is the source of this 624-nucleotide messenger RNA. RefSeq names its product zinc-finger homeodomain protein 11-like. The record is from RefSeq and is a predicted model, not a curated record. Gene Ontology annotation, molecular function: DNA-binding transcription factor activity; transcription cis-regulatory region binding. The transcript has a single exon. Bases 6 to 530 code for a protein of 174 amino acids. Gene Ontology annotation, biological process: regulation of developmental process; regulation of DNA-templated transcription. NCBI's taxonomy places the organism in Eukaryota, Viridiplantae, Streptophyta, Magnoliopsida, Fabales, Fabaceae. Gene Ontology annotation, cellular component: nucleus.
AAGCCAUGGAGAACUCAUCAUCAUCAUCAUCAUCAUCAAACUGCGUCUAUAGAGAGUGCUUGAGAAACCAUGCAGCCAGUCUCGGCAGCUACGCUACCGACGGCUGCGGCGAGUUCACCCUCGACCUCGACGCCUCGUCCCCCGCCGCUAGUCUCCAGUGUGCUGCCUGCGGCUGUCACCGCAACUUUCACCGGAAGGUGACGUGUCCGCCGGCGGAAGUCUUGACUGCCGCAGGCAGCGGUGACAUGAUGGAAUACUCUGGCGGCGGCGAGGGAAGGAUAGAGGUUGGAGAGAGGAGUAAUAGUAAUAACAAGAAGAGGUUUAGGACAAAAUUCAGUUUGGAACAAAAGGAGAAGAUGUUGGGAUUUGCUGAGAAGUUGGGGUGGAAGCUGCAGAGAAAAGAGGUUGAUGAUGAGAUUGAGAGGUUCUGUAGAAGUGUUGGGGUUAGUAGACAGGUUUUCAAGGUUUGGAUGCAUAACCAUAAGAACUCUAAUAAUUCUUCUGCCAAUGCAUCCUCUCUCACUCAGUAAGUUUUUAAUUAGACUUACUUUCACAUCAUUAGAGGAGAGAGAAUAUUGUAUCUUAUUGCUUUAUUUUUUAAAUAUUUUUCUUUCUUUUUUUAUG